AUGGCAAAAAAGUCUCCGAUCACUUUGUAUGGGAUUGCUCAAUCGACAUGCACCCAGCGCGUUAUAGCUACACUAACUGAAAAAGGACUGAGCUUUACACUGCAGUCAAUAGACUUUUCUGGUGGUGAACACAAGACGCCAAAGUAUUUGCAAGAUAAGCACCCAUUUGGUGUUAUUCCAGUAUUGAUCGACGAAAAUGGUUUUAAAGUUUAUGAAUCACGCGCUAUUUGCCGAUAUCUCGAAAUGAAAUAUAAAGGCAAGGGUACGGAGUUGAUUCCAACAAAAGAUCCGAAAGCUCAAGGUUUAUUUGAACAAGCUGCAUCGACGGAAAUUUCUUAUUUUGAUCCGUAUGCCAGUGGUAUCGUCGCGGAACGAGUUUUCAAAAAAAUGAAAGGACAAGGUGAAGCUGACGAAGCAAAAGUUGCGUCGCAUAAAGCAGAACUGAAUAAAAGUCUCGAUGUUUACGAGAAGAUUUUAUCACAGCAACCCUAUUUAGCUGGUGAAAAAUUCACUUUGGCAGACUUAUUUCAUUUGCCUUAUGGAACGUGGCUUGUCAAAAUCGGUGAAGGCGACCUGUUCGAAUGUCGACCUCAUGUGAAGGACUGGUGGGCGAGAAUCACAUCGCGAAUAUCAUGGAAAACAGCUCAAGCGAUGGAAUGA
This is a messenger RNA of Adineta ricciae, 660 nucleotides long. Lineage: Eukaryota; Metazoa; Rotifera; Eurotatoria; Adinetida; Adinetidae. The record is from the annotation of a GenBank genome assembly.